GACUUCUUGCAGGAUUGUCUAGCGUGCGAAAUGAGCCAGCCAAGGUUCAGCGAGCUGUCGUUUCGCUUUAUGGAGAUUGAGAAGGUAUUGUUGGACGUCUGCGCACUGCUCUCUCCUUCUCUCGCUCCGGAUGAUGUCUCGAACCCAGACAAGAUUGAGGCGCUAUUGCAAGACAUUCGAGACGCUCAGCAGGUAAAGAGGCAAGUUGGU
Molecule: messenger RNA, 210 nt
Organism: Laetiporus sulphureus 93-53
Lineage: Eukaryota; Fungi; Basidiomycota; Agaricomycetes; Polyporales; Laetiporaceae
Exons: 2
Source: RefSeq, a predicted model, not a curated record